CCUCUCAAAUUUGAAGAAAGAUUUGACGAACAUGCGGAUGCUCUUAAAAUAGAAAGCUGCUAUAUAUAACAAGAAAUGAAUCCAUACAUGUAUAUGAACAACAACGCGACAUUUGCGGUUUUCCAGACUCACCAUAGGUACAUACAUAAACAAUCAAAAUAAAAGGAAUAUCCAUUACAAAAAAAACAUUCCUUUGAUUUUAUUUUUGAGAGAGAGGGAGAAAGACGGAGGAGGGAGGUGGUCGUGGUGGUGAUUCACGUUGUGGUGGAAGAGGAAGUCGUGAUCUCGUCAGAUCGGAGCAGCAAGUGGCAAUGGGGAGGGAUGUUGGAGGUAUACGCAUUGACAAGAAGGCUAAUGCUGCCAAAUUGAACUCUGAUGAUGUUUCAGGGAUAAGUGGUGAAGAAAAGGACUAUGAGGCAGGGGAUCAUCAUACCAUGGAGGACUCAGUCACCGAAGAAUGUCAUGAGAAGCCAGAUGCACUAGGUGCCAAAAGUACGAAUCAUGAUGCUGGGAUACCUGAAGGGAAAACCUUGAAACCAGGGGAUCAAAAUUUGAGUGACCAGAAUUCGAGCUCACCUGUCAAGGGAAAUGUGCAAACACAGGACACUGUUUUGCAACCCUCUGCUCUUGUGGCAGAGAAGCAAAUUUCAAUUGAAACUCAUCCUAUUGGGGCUGAAACUGUUGAUGCUGGUGGGAAUUCUUCUUCGAACACUAGUGAUUUCCACUCCUCCGGCACUGAAGAAAAAUCACAGCCAAACUCUCCUCAGGUAUCAAGGAAGCCCCUGCAACCUGAUAUCAAGAAGCAUGUCGAUGAGGAUGAUAAUUCAUCUAUCGCGUCCUCUACUGCAACAUCUGUCUGGUCAGCAAAAUCUAGGACCACUGUCCCAGUAGCUCCUGUAUUUAGAUGUGUUGAACGUGCAGAGAAACGUAAAGAGUUUUACUCGAAGAUGGAGGAAAAACAACAUGCUCUAGAGGCGGAGAAAACAGAACAUGAAGCUCGGACCAAGGAGAAAGAAAAGAAAGUUAUAAAGCAGCUUAGAAAGAACAUGGUGUUCAAAGCAAAACCAAUGCCUGGAUUUUACCAGGAAGGACCUCCACCUAAGGCUGAACUUAAAAAGCCUCCUCCGACUCGUGCCAAAUCACCAAAAUUGAACCGGAGAAAGAGCUGUGGCGAUGCAGCUAGCUCAUCUUUGGAGAAAAAGGGAGUUUCCACCGGGACAAUUAGCCGCCACUUUAGCAGCCACAAAGAUCGUGGUAGUACUACCACCACUGACAGCCCUAUGAAAAACAAGGACCAGGUCAGCAGAAAGAGUGGUAAUGACACUAGCAAAAUUAAGGAUCGUUCUAAAACAGUGAAGGAGACCACGACUGAAACAACCCCUCAUGCAAGGGCCGAGCAGACUGCAGACAUCACUGUCAACGGCUAGUUUUUCUCUAUGUUGAAUAGGAGAAGAAGUUGGAGAAUUUCUUUGUUGGGCCAUUUGGGUGUUGUAUAAGGAAACAACUCAUUAUCUCUUCUUGUUUGCAAUGACUUGUUCAAGUAGUACAUAUCUCAUAAAUGAAUUGUAUAUUUUCUGUUACUUACACCAUUACAUGUAUAUUAUCUAUAAGAGAUACUCUUAUAAUGUACGCACAAAUUGUUUGUUUACAUUUUAUCUUGUUGUAUACAUUUUCUUAAUACA
Camellia sinensis is the source of this 1682-nucleotide messenger RNA. Its product is annotated as protein WVD2-like 2. Gene Ontology annotation, biological process: microtubule cytoskeleton organization. The record is from RefSeq and is a predicted model, not a curated record. Gene Ontology annotation, molecular function: microtubule binding. NCBI's taxonomy places the organism in Eukaryota, Viridiplantae, Streptophyta, Magnoliopsida, Ericales, Theaceae.